AUGUCAAAGCAUGACCAGGCUGAAGAGCAGGCAAAUGAUCUGAUUAUCAGCUGUGUCAUCGACAUCUUCAAUGCUGCCUCUCAGCAGAAAAAGAAGCAGAGGUUUUCUCAGGAUGUGGUCAGUAGGCUGGAGACUAAAAAUGUCUGUGUCACUUCUCACUCUCUUAGAGUGGACACUCCUAAACCAGAGAGAGAGAGAGAGAUGAACAGCGGCGUUCUCUCAGUAAAGAUGUGGCUCUGUGUGUUUCUGCUCUACUCUGUGCUGCAGGAAUCUUCAGGCUGCACUGUAGAGCGAGGUUCUGGAGACACUAUCACCAAAUCUGCUGGAGAUUCUGUGGAGCUGCCGUGCUCCUGCACACAACAAACAAAGGUUGUUCCUCAGACAGUUCAGUGGGGAUUUAAGAGAAAGUUCGUAGGAGGCGUCUACAAUGCUGAUCACUCAGUGUUUCCAGAGGACGGCAGACAGAAUCAGCGCUACAAAGGCAGAGUUCAGAUAGUGAAUAAACCAGGAACUGUAGCUCUAAUCAUCUCCCAUCUCACUGAGGAAGAUGAAGGAGCGUAUCUGUGUGGGAACAACGGGAAAUAUAACAGAGCCAUCCCUCUCCUAGUCUCCACAGGCUGUGAGGUGCUGUUUGUCAGUGAGAGAACGUUCUCCAGAUCUUCAGGAGAGUCUGUUCUGCUGCCCUGUCCCUGUCCCCCAGACCAACACAGGAUCAACCCUGAAAGAGUCACAUGGACUAAAGAUCAGACUGCAGUGACUAAUGAUACAGAAUCCUACAGAGGCAGAGUCUGGAUGUUCAACCAGAACCAUUCCAGAAAUUUCUCUCUCCUCAUCUCAGAUCUGACUAAAGAGGACUCUGGACUCUACACCUGCAGAGCUGAUGAGAAGGACAUGCCAUAUGUCCAGCUGGAUGUCACAGGCUGCACUCUGUCAGAGAAUAAACAGACUGUUCCAGUCAGUAGAUCCUCAGGAGAGUCUGUUCUUCUGUCCUGCACCUGCACUGACCAGCAGGACAGACCUGUGCGAGUUCAGUGGAGAACACCAAACCAUGAAGAUCUCCUUCAGCGCUACAGCGGCUGAGUUCAGACGUUUGACCAGAGCUCUCCAGGAAAUCUCUCUGUACUGAUCUCAGACCUGACUGAAG
Pygocentrus nattereri (red-bellied piranha) is the source of this 1144-nucleotide messenger RNA. RefSeq names its product polymeric immunoglobulin receptor-like. The record is from RefSeq and is a predicted model, not a curated record. The coding region runs from base 1 to 1080 and encodes 359 amino acids. NCBI's taxonomy places the organism in Eukaryota, Metazoa, Chordata, Actinopteri, Characiformes, Serrasalmidae. Gene Ontology annotation, cellular component: external side of plasma membrane. Gene Ontology annotation, biological process: T cell costimulation; immune response; negative regulation of T cell proliferation. The transcript is spliced from 5 exons.